AUGAUUAGGAGGGAGAGCUUCGAAGCCGUGGACCGGACUCUUCGUGAUGCAUCCGGCAAGAAUGAGGCCUUCAGCGCUUCUGUUCCCAGUCCCAUUUUGUGUUAUUGGUACAUGAACAUCAUAGGAAAUCAGUUUGGAAACUGCGGCCGGAAAGACGAUGGUUCCUUUCUGAGUUGCCCGAUAAAAGAUGUAAGAUGUGGAAAGCUUCAGUGCAAUGGAAAAGGCAGUUCACCAGCAAUUGGUGGAAGAAUGGAAAAUGUGGUGUCUCAGUUCUCCAGUAAGGGCAAAAAUAUUGAAUGUUAUGGAACAUACUUCUCAGGCGAUGCUGAAGGCGUUGAUAUGGUGGUAGAUGGCACUCCCUGUGGUUCAGGAAAGGUCUGCAUCAACAAAGUGUGCCGUAAUGUGGCUGGUUUCGGUGUUGCCAAGUGCAACAAGUACUGCAGUGGCCAUGGGGUGUGUAAUAAUAAUGAUGCAUGCUACUGUGACCCUGGCUGGGCUCCCCCAAACUGCACCUCUGCAGGACAAGGUGGUAGUAUGAACAGUGUAACAUGGUUUUCCCAGCAGCCAGCUAAAACCAUCAAUAUUAAAGCACUAAAACUAAAUGCUGAUAUUACUGAGAACAAUUUAAUCUAUUCCAAAGGAAAACCAACCAGUGCAGCAAAUGGUACGAAAGCAGGCACAACUACACCACAACUGCCUGAAGAUUCGGUUCUUAAAAGUGGUGCCAGUUCAAGGAAGAAGAAUGCUAAGACAACAACUGCAAGUCCAGGCAGAGGUACACCCAUUUGGCUGAUGGUGUUGCUUGUCUUGGUUGUGAUCUUCCUUCUUGUGGUAUUCGUUGUGCUGUUGUAUUAUCUGAGGAAGAAGAGUGACAGUACUGAUGAUGUAUCAGAAAGAUCCAAUCUCAGUGAGAAUAAUCCUACUGUGAGAACGCUGGCUGCCCCGGACGGGACGGACGAGCACAUGAUGAUGAUGAAGAACGCUGGCUGCCCCGGACGGGACGGACGAGCACAUGAUGAUGAUGAAGAACGCUGGCUGCUCCGGACGGGACGGACGAGCACAUGA
Molecule: messenger RNA, 1065 nt
Organism: Mobula hypostoma (lesser devil ray)
Lineage: Eukaryota; Metazoa; Chordata; Chondrichthyes; Myliobatiformes; Myliobatidae
Exons: 10
Coding region: 1-1065 (354 amino acids)
Biological process (GO): innate immune response; integrin-mediated signaling pathway
Molecular function (GO): integrin binding
Source: RefSeq, a predicted model, not a curated record